Musa acuminata AAA Group (dessert banana) is the source of this 1973-nucleotide messenger RNA. Its product is annotated as CMP-sialic acid transporter 5-like. Gene Ontology annotation, biological process: pyrimidine nucleotide-sugar transmembrane transport. NCBI's taxonomy places the organism in Eukaryota, Viridiplantae, Streptophyta, Magnoliopsida, Zingiberales, Musaceae. Gene Ontology annotation, molecular function: pyrimidine nucleotide-sugar transmembrane transporter activity. Gene Ontology annotation, cellular component: Golgi membrane. The transcript has 16 exons. Bases 438 to 1640 code for a protein of 400 amino acids. The record is from RefSeq and is a predicted model, not a curated record.
GGAAAUGAAGUAACAAACCGUAUAGAGAAGUGUGCAGUAGAAUUGAAGCGAAAGAGACGUGAGUCGAUCCUUCUCUCUCUCUUUCUCUCUCUCGACCUUUGGAUACUGCCCCUCGGUUCCAUUCGACCCACUCGCCUCGAAUUUUCUGUUCCUCUCCCCUCCUCUGUCGAUAGAAUCGAUCUCGUCUUCGCUCCACUUUGUCGAUCGCCGAACCAAGAACCGUCGGUUCUGCCUGGAGACCAGCGCGUUUGGGAGGAGGGCUCGGUUCGUUCCCGAUUUCGGAGGUUUGGGGGAGAACCGGGCGGUUGGAGAAUGCCUUGAUCGGGUGACGGGCUUUCUUCGUCUGAUCAGGUAUUUGGUGUUUUGAGCGCGAUUGCAGAUAGCUGCGUUUCAUAAACGGUUGCUGGGUGGGAAGCUUUUUGUUGCUAGGGGAAAGGAUGAUAGAAUGCAAUUUCUGUCACUCCAAAUUUCCGCUUCCAGCAAGUAAAACUGUGUCCAGGGCGUAUGACAACCAUAAGAGCAAGAUAUCCUCAAAACAACGAGCUCUUCAUGUUAUGCUGGUUGUUGGUGAUUGCAUCUUGGUGGGACUCCAGCCCAUCCUGGUCUAUAUGUCUAAGGUGGAUGGGAGCUUCAAAUUUAGUCCCAUCAGUGUUAAUUUUCUGACUGAGGGUACAAAAGUUCUCUUUGCCAUUAUGAUGCUGUUGUUCCAGUCUAGGCGACAAAAAGUGGGAGAAAGGCCUCUUCUCUCUGUAUCUAAUUUUGUGCAGGCAGCUCGAAACAAUAUUCUACUGGCUGUUCCUGCCUUUCUUUAUGCCAUCAACAAUUACCUGAAAUUUAUAAUGCAGUUAUACUUCAACCCUGCUACUGUUAAAAUGUUGAGCAACCUUAAGGUUUUGGUAAUUGCUGUUCUUUUAAAGACCAUAAUGAGAAGACGCUUUUCCAUUAUCCAGUGGGAGGCUCUUGCACUGCUGCUCAUUGGAAUCAGUGUUAAUCAGCUUAGAUCCUUGCCUGAGGGUACCACAGCGCUUGGUCUUCCUGUUGCAACUGGUGCAUACAUGUAUACACUGAUUUUUGUAACUGUACCUUCACUAGCCUCAGUCUAUAAUGAGUAUGCUUUAAAAAGCCAAUUUGAGACGAGCAUAUAUCUUCAGAACUUAUUUUUAUAUGGCUAUGGUGCUAUAUUUAACUUUAUAGCAAUCAUCGGUAUUGCUGUCCUCAAAGGGACAAGUAGUUUUCACAUACUUGAAGGACACUCAAAGGCCACAAUGUUUCUCAUUUGCAACAAUGCUGCACAGGGAAUACUCUCGUCCUUCUUUUUUAAAUAUGCAGACACAAUUCUGAAAAAAUAUUCAUCGACAGUUGCCACUAUCUUUACUGGCAUAGCAUCUGCUGCAUUAUUUGGUCACACUCUCACUAUGAACUUUGUAUUGGGCAUUUCAAUAGUGUUCAUAUCGAUGCACCAGUUCUUUUCUCCACUUGCAAAAGUCAAAGAUGAAACUCCAAAUGGAGAUCUAGAGAUGAGGGAUGCCCAAGAUUACAGAUCCAAGGAAACAUCUUUCAUAGAUAUGGCUGCUGGUGCAACAGAGGAUGCUAGCCACCACUCUGGACCUGAUGAGAAACAACCACUUCUCCCCACAUAAAUUUUCUUGCAAGACGUCAGAAGAAUAUUCUUUGACUGGUCACAAGAAAAAGAUAAGCCAGUCCUAACUACAAUAAAUAGAGCAGUUUGCUGCAGACUCCGACCGAACACAAGGUAUAUAGCUAGCGGCUGUAGAAGACUCGUGUUUUCAGAUUGAUGAAGAGCAUGAAAAGCCUUGAAGGUGAGUAGGGAAAACAAUAACUAUAAACCAGUUGUAAGAGAUGGUCAUACAAGAACUUGAUCUACAGAGAACUAUUUUUUUUUUAGUCUAUAGUUAUCAUUACCUGGAUAAUCAUUUUGUUAUUUCAAGAUGCAAUAGCACCAUGUUCAUGCU